UGUAUUUUUAAUAAAAAAGUUAAAGAAUUGUAAGAUGCUAUCAAGUGUAAGACUAUCAUCCAUAACUGCUAAGAAAUUUAUUAAUCAAUUGAUUCAUCAAACUUCUCGAACAUUGACUGGUUUGAGUUUUGAACUAAAUGAUGAUGAGAAGGCAAUUGAGCAACUUGCAAGAAAAUUUACUGCUGAAGAAAUUAUCCCUAUGGCUGCUCACUAUGAUAAAACAAUGGAAUUCCCAUGGGAUUUAUUCAAGAAAGCUCAUGGACUUGGACUUUUAAAUGUUGCUAUUCCAGAAAAAUAUGGUGGACUUGGGCUCAAUAAUGUUUCUUCGAUGAUAAUUGAAGAGGAAAUGUCAUAUGGAUGCAGUGGCAUAAAUGUGGCACUUGAAGGAAAUUCCCUUGCUUGUGCACCUGUGGCAAUUGCUGCAAAUGAAGAGCAAAAAAAAGAAUAUUUUGGAAGGUUGACCUCAGAACCUCUUGUUGCUGCUUAUUGUGUCACAGAACCUGGUGCAGGAUCAGAUGUUGCUGCAAUUAAAACACGUGCUGAAAAGAAAGGGGAUGAGUGGAUUUUAAACGGCAGUAAAAUGUGGAUAACUGGUGGUGGUGUGGCUAAUUGGUUUUUUGUAUUGGCUAGAAGUGAUCCCGAUCCUAAUGCUAAACCAGGAAAAGCUUUUACGGGGUUUAUUGUUGAUGCUGAUUCACCUGGUAUAACUCUAGGAAAAAAAGAAAUAAAUUUGGGUCAAAGAUGUUCUGACACUCGGGGUGUCAAUUUUGAGGAUGUUAGAGUUCCUAAAUCGAAUGUGUUAGGGAAAGUAGGAGAAGGCUUUAAGUAUGCAAUGGGAGCAUUUGAUAAAACACGUCCUGGAGUUGCAUCAGCUGCUGUUGGACUAGCACAAAGAGCUUUGGAUGAGGCUACAAAAUAUUCAACUGAAAGAAAAACUUUUGGAACUCAGAUUUCAAAUCAUCAGGCCAUUCAAUUUAUGUUGGCAGACAUGGCUUCUGGUGUUGAGUUAGCUCGUCUUAUGGUUAGGAGAGCAGCAUGGGAAUUAGAUCAGGGACGAAAAAAUACAUAUUAUGCCUCUAUUGCAAAAUCAUUUGCCUCAGAUGUAGCUAACAAAAAUGCCAGUGAUUGUGUUCAGAUCUUCGGAGGGAAUGGAUAUAAUUCUGAGUAUCCUGCUGAAAAGUUAAUGAGAGAUGCAAAAAUUUUUCAAAUAUACGAAGGAACAUCGCAAAUUCAACGAUUAAUUAUAUCAAGAGAAUAUUUUAAUCGAUUUCAAAAAAGAUAAUUAGAAAUACGUUUCUAAUUGUUCUUUAGAGUUUUUUCAAUACGUUAUAAUUUUCACAUUUUUUUAUUUUACACUUUAGUUUGAAAAAAUUGUUUAUUAUUUUAUAUUUAAUUUUUUCUGUUGAAUAUUUAGAUGAAAUAUUUAAAUACAUUUUUAUAAAAUCAAAUUUCUUUUUUA
Messenger RNA from Hydra vulgaris (swiftwater hydra), 1459 nucleotides. Its product is annotated as medium-chain specific acyl-CoA dehydrogenase, mitochondrial. Gene Ontology annotation, biological process: medium-chain fatty acid catabolic process. Gene Ontology annotation, molecular function: medium-chain fatty acyl-CoA dehydrogenase activity; flavin adenine dinucleotide binding. Gene Ontology annotation, cellular component: cytoplasm; mitochondrion. The record is from RefSeq and is a predicted model, not a curated record. NCBI's taxonomy places the organism in Eukaryota, Metazoa, Cnidaria, Hydrozoa, Anthoathecata, Hydridae.